Molecule: messenger RNA, 1597 nt
Organism: Jaculus jaculus (lesser Egyptian jerboa)
Lineage: Eukaryota; Metazoa; Chordata; Mammalia; Rodentia; Dipodidae
Gene: Rbms2
Product: RNA binding motif single stranded interacting protein 2
Exons: 15
Coding region: 240-1373 (377 amino acids)
Cellular component (GO): ribonucleoprotein complex; nucleus; cytosol
Molecular function (GO): poly(U) RNA binding; poly(A) binding; mRNA 3'-UTR binding
Source: RefSeq, a predicted model, not a curated record
AAGGGAUUUCAUGGUUUCAAGCAAUAUCCUCAUUCUAAUUGGAUAGAGAGAGUGCCUCCAUAUCAGUCUUAAGUUUUUCAUUCCUAAAGUAAGUUUCUUUCUUGCUAAGGCUAUUCCUUCAAGGGCAUUCCUUUGAAAGAAUUAGAGCUCAGAGACAACUUGAAGUAAACUCCCCAACUCUGUGAACUUCAGCUUGGCUCCCCAUUCCACGUUUGCCAUAUGUGUCAUUGGCUCAGCAGAUGGCACCACCAAGUCCAAGCAACAGCACCCCUAACAGCAACAGUGGAAGCAACGGGCAUGACCAGCUGAGCAAAACCAACCUGUACAUCCGGGGACUGCAGCCAGGCACUACUGACCAGGACCUCGUCAAGUUGUGUCAGCCAUAUGGCAAGAUUGUCUCCACUAAGGCCAUACUGGACAAGACCACGAACAAGUGCAAAGGCUAUGGCUUUGUGGAUUUUGACAGUCCGUCUUCAGCCCAGAAGGCUGUAACGGCCCUGAAAGCCAGUGGGGUGCAGGCGCAGAUGGCAAAGCAACAGGAGCAAGACCCCACAAAUUUAUACAUCUCAAAUCUCCCACUGUCAAUGGAUGAGCAAGAACUGGAGGGGAUGCUGAAGCCCUUCGGCCAGGUUAUCUCCACACGAAUCCUUCGAGACACCAGUGGGACCAGCAGAGGGGUUGGCUUUGCAAGGAUGGAGUCUACAGAGAAGUGUGAAGCCAUCAUCAGCCACUUUAAUGGCAAAUAUAUCAAGACUCCCCCUGGAGUACCAGCCCCAUCUGAUCCCUUGCUCUGCAAAUUUGCUGAUGGUGGGCCAAAGAAAAGACAGUACCAAGGAAAAUUUGUACAAAAUGGACGGACCUGGCCAAGGAAUGGAGAUAUGGGUGGUAUGGCCUUGACCUAUGACCCCACCACAGCUCUUCAGAAUGGGUUUUACCCAGCUCCUUAUAACAUCACACCUAGCAGGAUGCUUGCUCAGUCGGCACUUUCACCCUAUCUUCCAUCUCCCAUGUCUUCAUAUCAGAGAGUGACUCAGACAUCUCCUCUACAAGUACCUAACCCAUCUUGGAUGCACCACCAGUCAUACCUCAUGCAGCCUUCAGGCUCGGUUCUGACACCAGGGAUGGACCACCCCAUUUCUCUCCAGCCUACUUCCAUGAUGGGACCUCUUACCCAGCAACUGGGCCACCUCUCACUCAGCAGCACAGGCACGUACCUGCCGACAGCUGCUGCUAUGCAAGGAGCUUACAUCUCCCAGUACCCACCGGUGCCUUCUUCAACUGUUUCCGUUGAGGACAACAGUGGCCAGCAGAAUCAAGUGGCAGUGGAGACACCCCCAGACCAUGGGAUCUAUUCUUUCCAGUUCAGCAAGUAGCUAUGGGCCUAGGGCUGGAAAGAACCCUCUGCGCUCUAUCCUGGGCUGUUUCUCCAAUGCGGGUGGAUGGAGCCUGCAGAGCCAUGUCGCUUUCUGUAUGUGCUACAUUCAAGGAGAUCACAACCAACCUUUUUCUUUUGUGAAGAAAGUAUUUUUUUUUUUGCUUUAUUUUUAAUUGCAAUGUAUUUUUCUCCUGCCACAAAGAGACAUUGUGGCUGGAAUGA